AUGUCUGCGGAGUGCGAUACGGUAAUAUGCAGCUCGAUGGUUUCACGGACAGAUCCCGAGUUGAAGUGCAUUGGUUCCCAGGCUGGGGAGGGUCGCAUCUCGGCAAAGGAUGCCCUGUCACCGGUAGCCGGUGGCUAUGGAAAUGGAUACGGCGGUGGGUAUGCUGGCUACGACGAUGGCUAUGGCGGUGCUUAUGGACAAAGUGGCUAUGGCAACUACCAAGGUGGCUACUCCUAUGGCUCGGGUGGCUAUGGUGGGCAAUACGCAUCCCCGGGUGCUUACGGGCAAGGUGGCUACUCCUAUGGCUCUGGUGGCUAUGGUGGCCAGUACGACUACGCAUCCCCGGGUGCUUACGGGCAAGGCAGAUACGGCCCCUAUCAAGGCUGGGAUGAUAGUUGA
Symbiodinium sp. CCMP2592 is the source of this 399-nucleotide messenger RNA. Lineage: Eukaryota; Dinophyceae; Suessiales; Symbiodiniaceae. The record is from the annotation of a GenBank genome assembly.